This is a messenger RNA of Rotaria sp. Silwood2, 1034 nucleotides long. The record is from the annotation of a GenBank genome assembly. NCBI's taxonomy places the organism in Eukaryota, Metazoa, Rotifera, Eurotatoria, Philodinida, Philodinidae.
AUGCGAUACGAAUUCGAUCGAGAGCAGAGCGGCAAUGACGAACCAAGUUUAUCACGUAUGACUCAAUUUGCCAUUGAACAUUUCCUGAAAUUUGAUCAAGGCUUUUUUCUUCUUGUGGAAGGUGGACGCAUUGAUCUUGCACAUCAUGAUACAUUGGCAAGAAUUGCACUUGAUGAAUUCGUUGAGUUCGAUAAUGCUAUCGGGCAAGCCAAACGAACCCUACAGGCCAAUGGAGCUCUCGAUAAUUCUCUCAUUGUUGUGACAGCUGAUCAUUCACAUGUGUUUACAUUUGGUACUUAUUCAGUACGUGGUUCAAAUAUUUUGGGUUUUGGUUCAGUGGAACAAGUGAAUGUGAGUGAUAUUGAUCAUGCACCAGUGAACAUCAUUGCCUAUGGCAAUGGACCUAAUUUUAAUUCAUCUCGAAAUGCAACCUAUUUAUAUUCAAUAAACAUGAAUUCGACUGACUAUCGUUCGCCGACAGCUCUACCUCUGGUUUCUGAAACCCACGGUGGUGAAGAUGUUCCGGUGUAUGCUUAUGGACCAUGGAGUCAUUUGUUUAUUGGCACACUUGAACAACAUACAAUAGCACACAAAAUGGCUUAUUCAGCAUGCUGGGGUAUCUACAAAGCCCGAGAUGGAUGCUCAAAAGUAUCUUCAUCUCAAUGCUCGACCAGCAAUUCACUAGUGGUUUUGUUUUUCCUAAUCUCUCUGCUGAAUUGUGCUUUUUGUACGAUGAGCGAGUAGACCAAUCGAAUUCUAACUUGAAAAAAAUUAUGUUUAUCGAUAUUUCGAUUUUCAGAAUAUCACGAAUGUUUUCUCUUUCGGUCAUCAUUUUUAUGGGUGUGGGGUGGGUAUCGCCGUGGGUGUGAUUGUGAAUCCUUCCUUAAUUCGCACCCCCAUCAUUAGUUGGAAAAUGAUACAUUUUCACACCAGUUAUGUUAAGUUCAUUAACUUCCCACACCCCCCCCCCCCCCCCACCCCCCCCCGCGCCGCAAUAAGGACUAGUACGAAUGAAUAGGACGAGCGCAUUGAAG